AUGGCUCCUCGCAAGGCUAAACCCGCUCCCGAGAGUACUCCACGGAAACGUGUUGGCCGAGGAGCUGUCCAAAAGACCAGAGCUCCAAAGAAAGCCGGGUCAUCCAUUUCCAACACCAUACCCAAGCAGAGACUCAAUGUUUACGUCUUUGGCUCCGGCAGCAGUGCUGAGCUCGGUCUCGGCCCAAAAAAUGCAAUUGACGUCAAAAGACCACGUCUGAACACCAACCUCGAUGCAGAAAAGGUUGGAGUCGUUGAUAUUGGCGCUGGAGGCAUGCAUGCAGCUGCCUUGACACACAAUAAUCACAUCCUGACCUGGGGUGUCAAUGACAACUGUGCCCUUGGACGCGAGACUACCUGGGAUGGCGGUUUAAAAGAUAUGGCCGAUGACGACGAAUCUGUUGCAAGCGAUGAGGUUGAACUCAACCCACGAGAGGCCAUUCCCACAGCCAUUCCACGUGAGAAGUUCCCAGAAGGCGCCAAAUUUUGCCAGGUAGCUGCAGGUGACAGUGCUACUUUCGCUUUGACUGAAGAUGGAUUUGUUUACGGAUGGGGCUCAUUUGUGGUAUGUUGUCUUUCUUUUCCUCUUGUUGCGUCGAGCUACUUCUAA
Trichophyton rubrum CBS 118892 is the source of this 609-nucleotide messenger RNA. RefSeq lists its product as uncharacterized. Gene Ontology annotation, cellular component: cytoplasm. The record is from RefSeq and is a predicted model, not a curated record. Gene Ontology annotation, molecular function: guanyl-nucleotide exchange factor activity. The coding region runs from base 1 to 609 and encodes 202 amino acids. The transcript has a single exon. Lineage: Eukaryota; Fungi; Ascomycota; Eurotiomycetes; Onygenales; Arthrodermataceae.